GGUAAAUGUGGGUCAUAUCUCGGCGCGCUCUCAGCCUUGCAUUUCCGAUCUGUCGCUUGCUGUCACCCCCUGUCGGUGCUUUUUUUAGUGGCGGUAAGGAUCUAAAGGACAGAAAAAAAAAGUUGUCGUCGCAACCCCCUGUACAAUACACGUUAUACAUAGUACACACGCUAUUCACGGAUUGCUUAGAAAUGGAUGCUUCCGUCAGCUAAACUUCCCAACACACAAUUUCUUCUCAAAUUUUUCUUUCUUUAACCCUUCGAUUAUAUCUCUCUGGGAAUUAUGCCAAUUCAUUUUCUCUACGACGUAUUCGCCAAUGGCGCCCCGGCUUGGGUGCCCGGGUGGGCGCGCGACCCUUGGACCCUAUUCCAAAUCGGAGCUGUCGCCGGGUUCCUAUACCUUUCGAAGCGAUACUUUAGCGGAACAUCGACUACAGCGGAACGUAAAAUGCACGGCCGAGUAGUCAUGAUAACCGGCGGAACAACAGGAAUAGGUGCCGCUGUAACACGGAAUUUGGCUGAACGAGGAGCGCAGAUCGUCCUUCUUACACACCUACCACCGUCAAACCCGUUCCUUGCCGAUUAUAUUGGAGAGCUACGUCAGCAAACAAAAAACCAAAUGAUAUACGCAGAGCAGGUCGACCUCUCUUCUUUACAUAGCAUUCGUAAAUUUGCUACAAAAUGGAUCGAUAACGCACCACCCCGCCGAUUAGAUAUGCUGAUUCUAUGUGCUGCCACCGUUACACCGCCAGGGGGUCAACGCAUAGAAACGGAGGAAGGAAUUGAAGAGAUGUGGAUGGUCAAUUACCUUGCCAACUUCCAUCUGUUGGGAAUAUUAAGCCCAGCUCUCCGAGCCCAGCCUUUCGACCGGGACGUACGAAUCAUUAUUCCGACCUGUUCCUCUUACAUCCGGUCUCCUUCCCUAAACAAUGCGCUCGUGAAAAAGGAAUGGACUCCGGGAAAAGCCUACGCUCGAAGCAAGUUGGCGUUGAUGGUGUUCGGGCAAGCGUACCAAAAGCAUCUGGAUGCGUACAAACGACCGGACCAACUUCCAAUGAACUCCCGAGUUAUAUUUGUUGACCCCGGCUUUACGCGCACUCCGGGAAUGCGGCGUUGGCUAACACGUGGCUCACUCUGGGGACUUGCGUUUUAUAUGAUCUCCUAUAUUGUACCCUGGUUCGUGCUUAAAAACCCGGAGAUGGGUGCUCAGUCUAUUCUUCACGCUGUAAUGGAUCCACGGCUAGGGAUGGGACCAGGCGGUAAGCUUAUCAAGGAAUGUUCCGAGGUCGAUUUUGCGAGGAUGGAGGUGAAGGACGAAGAGGUAGCAAAGAAGCUAUGGGAAGCCAGUGACAAGCUUAUUGAGAAGACCGAGAAGGAACAGGCGGCGCUAAGAGUCUUGGAGAAGAAGAAGCAAGAGUUAAAAGAGCAGGAGAAGAAGGAAGCAGAAAAGGUGGAGGAAUUCGAUUCGUUAAUAAAUACGAUCAAGAAGGGAAAGGAGGCCGAGAAGAAGACUUCGAGGCGGAAAGGCAAGAAGGCUUCGUCAUGAAUAGAUUUCCUAAAUCCAGUUUAAUA
This is a messenger RNA of Daldinia caldariorum, 1571 nucleotides long. Its product is annotated as NAD(P)-binding protein. NCBI's taxonomy places the organism in Eukaryota, Fungi, Ascomycota, Sordariomycetes, Xylariales, Hypoxylaceae. Bases 283 to 1545 code for a protein of 420 amino acids. The transcript has a single exon. The record is from RefSeq and is a predicted model, not a curated record.